Paramecium pentaurelia is the source of this 1087-nucleotide messenger RNA. The record is from the annotation of a GenBank genome assembly. NCBI's taxonomy places the organism in Eukaryota, Ciliophora, Oligohymenophorea, Peniculida, Parameciidae.
AUGCAAUCAGAAUGGUAAAAAAGGUAUGAUCAAGUUAGAACAAUCACUCCUUCAAAAUAAAUUCGAAUAAGAACUACUCCAAGUCCUGAAAGACCAAUAAAAUUGAAAUUUGCAUAAUCUCCUGUUCAAGCUCUUUAUACAACCUCUACAAAAGCAACUGUAAUUUUACCAUUAUAAAAUGAAUAUAAAUAUACAAUGCCAGAAACAAGACAAGGUUGUAGAUCAAUAGAAUUGUCAAAUUAAUUGGGAAUAGUUUUGGGAGGGCAUUCACAUAGAGAAUCAUUGGAAUUCAAUUUUAUAGAUUUAUAAAGUGGAUAAUGGUUAUAGAAAUAAUAAUUUUAAGAUUGGGAAUACUUAAAAUAUAGAAUGAAGGAAAAUAAUACAAAAUUAGGAAGUCAUUUUUCAAUAAAUUAUGAUUUUGAAGAAUAAACACUAUAUUGUUUUGGAGGUGAAAGAAUAUAAGGAGUUAGAAGAUAAAGUAAUACUUUAAGUAAGAUACAAAAUCAUUAAUUGUAAUAAUUUAUAAUAAAUGGUAUCAAUCCAAGAAGGAAUCAUACAUCAACUUUAAUGGAUAAUCAAUUGAUUAUUAUUGGAGGAUUUGAAGAUAUGAAUACAAAACCAAUUUAUUUUGGUGAUAUACACAGUAUCAAUUUGAUAACAAUGAAAUCAACAUAAUUAUAAAAAUAAUUUAUGAAAAAUGGAUUGGCUUAUCAUUAAGUAAUAAGUGUAUAGAAAAAGAAUUAAUAUUUUGAAGAAAAAGAGAAUGGUAUAUAUUUAUUUGGUGGUAAGGAUUAAGAGGAUAAUUUUAAUAAUGAUUUGCUAUAAAUAGUUAUAGGGACUUAAUUGUAAAUGAAUGUUGUUUAGACAAUUGGAUAAUAACCAAAAGCAAGAAGAAAUUUUAGUAUGAAUUACGAUUAGAAUAGUUAAUGUAUUAUUAUAUUUGGUGGAACAAAUGACUUUGAGAUUUUUGAUGAUUUAUAUACUUUAAAUAUUUAGAGUAAGAUUUGGUGUCAUGUUUAAUUGAGUGGAUAUUUAAAUUUCUAACCUAGAUAUGAUCAUUGUUCAUUAUAUUAAAAUGAAAAGUUGA